AUUUGACACUCCUUUUAAUCCAUUGCGUGUGAAUGUAAUUAAAAUAAUAUAAGAUCGGAAAAUUCGAUUACGAGCUAAUAUUGUUUGUUAUAUGAAAUCAACGAUUUGUAAUCAACGCAUUAGUGCUAGAGAUAACCAUAUCUAUAUUUACAACAAUAAAUCGCCGGAAUGGAAGGGACUGGCGCAGAGUUUCGUGUUCUAUUCAAUCUGAGAAAGUCGACGUAAUCAAGUUUUGUACUGUUCUUGUGAUUUGAAAGGGUGAAAAUGGCGAGAAAGAAAUUGCGAUUCAAUGUGUUUCAGAAAUGAUAGACUUAAAACCACCGAUGCUGCCGAUAUGGGCAUUUAUUCGCAAACGGGACAUUCCGGUGGUGUCAGCGAAUAGAGAAAAUUAGAAAUAGAGUGUAUUUUCGCAAGAACGUGCGAUCUAGUGCGAAAGAUAAUUUUUUUUCUGUAUACGGAGGGGGUGAAGUUGCAGAGCUGCUUGUGUAAUCAAACGGGAGUUAUAUUUAUAUUUGACGGUAGUGCUGAAAAAGAUGAAAGUUCCAACCAUAGGAAAGUUGUUCACCAAAUGUAUUCUUAUCUUGUUUGGAUUGCUCUUUUGUGAUUGUACAAAUUUUACCGAUAGCUUCACUGGUAAUAGUGAAGGCAACGGUGGUAUCAGAAAUCAAAAUGAUAACGUAAGCAAUGUAGGUAAUGUGACAUUAGCACUUGCUAGUCACAAUAAUGCCAUUGUCGAUCCCCGGAUAGGAAGCAGUUGCUGUGAUAGUAUCAAAAAUAACGUCUAUAGUAGUACUAGUAAUAAUAGCGGAGUUAGUAAUAGUAGUGCCAGUAGUGAUAAUUCAACGAAGUGGUCUCCUCGGAGGCUGGUGGUGGAGUUUUCCACCAAUGUUGUCCAAAAUGAGUACAUCGUCCAGUUCGAUGGAUACUAUCGACGAGCUGCCCGAGAGAAAUACAUUAAAAUUGCACUCAAUGGAUCGAAGGUUAAAAAUUGGCGGAUAUUACCUCGUUCGAAUCCAGCCAGUGAUUACCCGAGCGAUUUUGAUGUGUUGACCUUGGAAGAAGAUGCUCAAAUAUCAAUGGAUGGAAUCAAUUUGCUGAAGUCGCAUCCUUCGAUUAAAUCGAUAUCACCUCAGCGUAUGGUUCAUCGGACCCUGAAAUAUGUUCCUGUAGAUAUUUCUGUUUCUGAUGUAGAGGAAGAAGAGCUUGAAAAAGAUAAUGAUUUGGAUAAUGAUCUUCCACUUGAGGAGGAGGAAGAGGAGGAUGAAGAAAUUACAGAAUUCAUCGAAAAAUUUCGAAAUUUCAAAAGAAAGCUAUCUACAGAUGCAAAUGAGUUGAAUGACAGCCGAUCGGAUGUCCAACAGAUGGCUUCUCCUGUCGGUGCCGUUAACCGGCACACGAAUCGAAGGCUUUUGAGAGCAAUUCCAAGGCAGAUCACUUCUCUGUUAAAAGCUGAUGUACUUUGGGGAAUGGGAGUCACGGGGAAAGGCGUUAAGGUAGCCGUUUUUGACACCGGUUUAUCAAAGAAUCAUCCUCAUUUUAAAUCGGUUAAAGAACGGACGAAUUGGACCAAUGAAAAGACUCUGGAUGAUGGGGUCAGUCACGGGACAUUUGUGGCGGGUAUUAUUGCGUCGUCGAAGGAAUGUUUAGGAUUUGCACCAGACGCAGAACUGCAUGUCUAUCGCGUAUUUACGAAUAAUCAAGUUUCGUACACUUCAUGGUUUCUGGAUGCUUUUAACUAUGCAAUUCUGAAGAAAAUUAACGUGUUGAAUUUGAGCAUCGGCGGACCGGAUUUUUUGGAUCAACCUUUUGUGGAUAAAGUUCUCGAAUUAUCGGCCAACAAAGUUAUCAUGGUUUCUGCUAUCGGCAAUGAUGGCCCACUUUACGGAACACUGAACAAUCCAGGCGAUCAGAUGGACGUGAUUGGCGUGGGAGGAAUGGAUUACAGCGAUAAUAUUGCGAAAUUCAGUUCGAGAGGCAUGACAACUUGGGAGCUUCCUAAUGGUUAUGGGCGGCUAAAACCGGAUAUCGUAACCUAUGGAAGUCAAGUGAAAGGCAGCAAUCUGAACGGAGGUUGCAAAUCACUAUCAGGGACCUCGGUCGCUUCUCCAGUAGUUGCUGGAGCAGUUACGUUACUGGCAAGUGGUGUUUUCAAUAGAUUGGAUCAAAUUAAUCCUGCAUCAAUGAAGCAAGCUUUGAUAGAAGGAGCAAAACGACUUCAAGAGAACAACAUGUUCGAACAGGGCCAUGGAAAAUUGAAUAUAUUGAAGAGUAUGAAAAUUUUGUCAACGUACAAACCCAAAGUAUCGCUUUCUCCGGCAUAUCUGGAUUUUACUGAGGAUUACAUGUGGCCUUAUACAACUCAAAGUCUGUUCCAUACGAGCUCUCCCGUGAUAGCUAAUGUUACCAUCCUCAAUGGAAUGGGAGUGAUUGGUAGAUUGAUUAACAAACCGACUUGGCAUCCGUACAGUAACCAGAACGGGCAGAUGUUGAACAUAUCUAUAACAUACUCAGAACAGCUGUGGCCAUGGUCCGGUUGGAUGGCAAUUCACAUCGGUGUUAAUGAGUUAGGUCGAAGCUUCGAAGGAUUAGCGCAAGGUCACAUCACACUAACCGUUCAAAGUCCGGCAGGUCCUGGAGAGAACGAAGCACGCAAUGGGACGGUAAGUUUCCCGAUCAAGGUGAAAAUCAUUCCGCAACCGCCACGGCAUAAACGAAUCUUAUGGGAUCAGUAUCACAGUUUACGUUACCCACCUGGUUACCUUCCCAGAGAUAAUCUGAAAAUUAAAUCAGAUCCUUUGGACUGGCGAGCGGACCACAUCCAUACAAAUUUCAAGGAUAUGUACACGCAUUUAAGAAACGCUGGAUACUACGUAGAAGUUCUCGGAGGUCCGUUCACAUGCUUUAACUCGAGCAAUUACGGUACGUUGCUAAUCGUCGAUCCUGAAGAGGAGUAUUUCCAUGAGGAAAUUAUCAAGCUGAAGAACGAUAUUCUUGAGCGCGAUUUGAGUGUGAUUGUGUUUGCCGAUUGGUACAACACCACCGUUAUGAGGAAAAUCAAAUUCUAUGAUGAAAAUACCCGACAGUGGUGGAUCCCGGAUACUGGAGGUGCAAAUCUUCCCGCUCUGAAUGAAUUACUUCGUGAUUUCGAUAUUGUCUUGGGUGACAAAGUGGCCGAAGGAUAUUUCGAUAUGCGCGAUCAUCGAAUGUAUUAUGCUUCCGGAUGUAACAUUUUAAAGUUUCCUACCGGUAACACGACGAUUCUGAUAGAACGCGAUUUGUUUGAUCAAGGUUUGGAUAUUCUACUGCCGGACGAAAAACGGCAAAAAAUUCGGGCAAAAACUGCAAUACUAGGAUUGUUACAAACUGAUCACACUUAUUCAAAAGUUCAGCCUGCGACACCGAAUCCGGAUCCGAUUAUUGGGUUCAACGUAGAACUCGAUGCUGACCGUAGCGAGGAAGGAAAAAUCGACAAGGAUUCAAUAAUCAACAAAAGAAUUUUGCUCAGCCAAAAAUCAUUCCCCGAUGACGAUGUUCCGAAUGAAGGUGGAGAACAAAGACCGGAGUUCGAAAGUAAUGUGAUUGGUAAUCCCGAUUUCGACGCCUUGAAAAACAUGGAAGACGAAGACCCAGACGAUAUUCAGAAGAUUCAACAUCCGGAAGAGAUAAGCCAACUAUUGUUAGAAAAAAAGCAAAACUUCACCGGCGAGAAAAUUUUGAUGGUUGAAGUACCUCAGACGUUCCUGAAACUACAAGCGGAUCAUCCGAAAUCUACCAAGUACAAUGACAGUGGUAAAGAAGAGGAAAAGAAAGGCCGAAAAAUGGGAGGUCGAAUAGCUAUCUACGGUGAUUCUAAUUGUCUCGAUUCGACACAUUUGGAUAAACCGUGUUUUUGGUUAUUGGAUUCGCUGUUGGAAUACACCAUGACUUCGCAUGUGACAAAUCUGCUGCGGGAUUUGAACAGCAGUCGACAAAGCGACAUUCUUAGCGAUGCCAAGCCACCGAUGCGGUUGGUCAACAAUAAUUUACACCACUACUCGAAGGUGCUCGGUCCAGGCAAUGAGAAACGGCCACUUCCUCGGUGUCAAGAGCUCAAAUGGGACCAGCCGAUAUCGUUGAACAUGACGUCUCUGAAUGCGUACGGACCAAACGAACGACUUUUGCUGUUACAGCAGCAAGAGUUGUUACUUCAGCAGCAAGCCGCACAACAAGCGGGAAUGUUUGGCAACGAAAUCGACAGCAACGUUAAUCUAUUCCGCAAACUAGAAAGUCAAAAAGCAACCGUAAUAAGCGCAAAUGACGAACCUGAUGUCCCUGGAUGGCGGAAUAAAAAAACCGACAAGAUCCCCCCAAACGCUCCGAAUAGCUUUAUGAAUCCGUCAGCAGCUCGUCCCACGGCUGGUAUGAUACCCAUGAAAGUACCGGUGAUUGAUCCACGAUUAGCUGGUACGGCAGCGACCGAUCAACAACAGUUUCAUCACCAACAGCAGCAACAACAGCUGAAUUCACAGCAUCAACCUCCGGAGUCUAGGCAGAUGGACAGAGAUCAGUCUGUUGGCUACGAAGGGAUGGACUUUGCCCUGAGUAGAGACCGGUUAAGCAGUUCGAACUUUCAGCUCACCUUCAACUGGUUCCUAACGAUGUUGUCUGUGGUACUGCUGCUUCUCUUACUCAAUUGGAUACGACGAUCGAAACGCUUAACUAUCAAGCGACGAUUCAAUUAUAUUCUCAAAAAGAUCGGUUUUUGAGAACGGUAAACCAAAAAUAUUUGUUGACAGUUAAUUUUUAAUAGAUUCCUUACAUGCUUGUGGUUCAGUUGGUUCAGGUUUAACGAUUUUGAACAUAAAACUCAGUUUAAAUAUGCCGGAUUUGGUCCAAAGAUUUUGAUCAUUGGUUCAUUUAGUUUGGCGUUUUAUUGCUUACAGAAUAUAUCCUAAUCGGGAUAGCUGUGAAAUGGAAUAAAUAGGAAUUUUUACAUACAUUAUGUAGAAUUACCUCAGCGGAUGAAGAUAAACUGUAUUAAUAAAUUCAAACAAACGUUUAUUUUUAUAACGAA
Molecule: messenger RNA, 5053 nt
Organism: Malaya genurostris
Lineage: Eukaryota; Metazoa; Arthropoda; Insecta; Diptera; Culicidae
Gene: S1P
Product: membrane-bound transcription factor site-1 protease
Exons: 4
Coding region: 534-4745 (1403 amino acids)
Biological process (GO): proteolysis
Cellular component (GO): Golgi apparatus
Molecular function (GO): serine-type endopeptidase activity
Source: RefSeq, a predicted model, not a curated record